AGUUUGCUUCCGAACUUGGGCCAGAGAACAGGAAGGGCUGCAGAGAAGCUGAAGCGGAGAACAGCAGCGCAGCUGGAGCCUGGAAAAGUUUACUUAAAAGAGAAGCCUCUCUUCAGAAUAAAGACAACUUUUCAGAGACAGAGGUGGCCCAAGAGAAGGGGAAGGAGAUGGAAGAGCAGGACUCAGAAGGACCUGGAACUGAGAAGAGAGCAAGCAAAAGUCUACAUCCCACCCCAGCUGGGAGUGGUGUUGAAUUCUGGGAAAGGGCUGUGCCAGAGGUCCUGGCUAAGAACACCCUGACCUCAGAAGUAUGUUGCCAACACUUCCGGCAGUUCCGCUACCAUGAGGCCGAUGGGCCUCGAGAGGUUUGCAGCCAGCUGCAUGGACUUUGCAGCCAGUGGCUGAAGCCGGAGAGGCACACCAAGAGGCAGAUCCUGGACCUGGUGAUCCUGGAGCAGUUCCUGACUCUCCUGCCCCAGGAAAUGCAGUGCUGGGUCAGAGGAUGUGGGCCGGAGACCAGUUCCCAGGUGGUGGCCCUGGCCGAAGGUUUCCUCCUGAGUCAGGCAGAGGAGAAGAGGCAGGCAGAACAGAAGAGAUUCAGUCAGAGUGGCUGUCUUCAAAGGCAUCUGAGAAUACACACAGGAGAGAAGCCUUUUGAAUGCUCAGUGUGUGGAAAGAGAUUCAAUGAGAAUGGCAGUCUUCAAAGGCAUCAGAGAACGCACACAGGGGAGAAGCCUUUUGAAUGUUCCGAGUGUGGAAAGAGAUUCAUUACGAGUGAUCAUCUUCAAAAGCACCAUAGAACCCACACAGGGGAGAAGCCUUUUGAAUGUUCCGAGUGUGGAAAGAGAUUUAUUACGAGCUAUCAUCUUCAAACACAUCAGAGAACCCACUCAGGGGAAAAGCCUUUUGAAUGCUCAGAGUGUGGAAAGAGAUUCCAUCGGAGUAGCGGUCUUCAAAUACAUCAGAGAACCCAUACAGGGGAAAAGCCUUUUGAUUGCUCAGAGUGUGGUAAGACAUUCAAUUGGAUUGGGAAUCUUCAAGAGCAUCAGAGAACCCACACAGGGGAGAAGCCUUUUGAAUGCUCAGUGUGUGGAAAGAGAUUCAUUAUGAGUUAUCAUCUUCAAAAGCACCAGAGAACUCACACAGGGGAGAAGCCUUUUGAAUGCUCGGAGUGUGGAAAGAGAUUCAGUCAGAAUUGCAGUCUUCAAACGCAUCAGAGAACCCACACAGGGGAGAAGCCUUUUGAAUGCUCAGUGUGUGGAAAGAGAUUCAGUCACAAUGACAGUCUUCAAACGCAUCAGAGAACCCACACAGGGGAGAAGCCUUUUAAAUGCUUGGAGUGUGGAAAGAGUUUCAGUAGAAGGGGCAGUCUUCAAACGCAUCAGAGAACCCACACAGGGGAGAAGCCUUUUGAAUGCUCAGUGUGUGGAAAGAGAUUCAGUGAGAAUGGCAGUCUUCGAACGCAUCAGAGAACCCACACAGGGGAGAAGCCUUUUGAAUGCUCAUUGUGUGGAAAGAGAUUUAGUUCGAGUGGCAGUCUUCAAAAACAUCAGAGAACCCACAUAAGGGAGAAAUCUUUUGAAUGUUCAGAGUGUGGAAAGAUAUUCAGUAACAGUAGCCAUCUUCAAACACAUCAGAGGACCCACACAGGGGAGAAGCCUUUUAAAUGCUCGGAGUGUGGAAAGAGAUUCAGUCGGAGUGACAGUCUUCAAACGCAUCAGAGAACCCACACAGGGGAGAAGCCUUUUGAAUGCUCAGUGUGUGGAAAGAGAUUCAGUCAGAGUAGCACUCUUAAACUGCACCAGAGAACCCACACAGGGGAGAAGCCUUUUGAAUGUUCAGAGUGUGGAAAGAGAUUCAUUACGAAGAGAGAUCUUGGGCAGCAUCAGAAAACUCACACAGGGGAGAAACCUUUUGAAUGCUUGGAGUGUGGAAAGAGAUUUAGUACGAGUGGCAGUCUUCAAAAGCAUCAGAGAACCCACACAGGAGAGAAGCCUUUUGAAUGCUCAGUGUGUGGAAAGAGAUUCAUGUGGGGUGGCAGUCUUCAAUAUCAUCAGAAGAUCCACACAGGGGAGAAGCCUUUUGAAUGCUCAGAGUGUGGAAAGAGAUUCAAUCGGAAUGGCCAUCUUGAAACGCAUCAGAGAACCCACACAGGGGAGAAGCCUUUUGAAUGCUGGGAGUGUGGAAAGAGAUUUAUUGCGAGUUAUGCUCUUCAAAGGCAUCAGAGAAUCCACACAGGGGAGAAGCCUUUUGAAUGCUCAGAAUGUGGAAAGAGAUUCAGUCAUAGUGGCAGUCUUAAACAUCAUCAGAAGAUCCACACAGGGGAGAAGCCUUUUGAAUGCUCAGAGUGUGAAAAGAAAUUCAUGUGCAGUGGCGAUCUUCAAAAGCAUCAGAGAACCCACACAGGAGAGAAGCCUCUUGAAUGCUCAGUGUGUGGAAAGGGAUUCAGUCAUAGUGGCCACCUUCAAUAUCAUCAGAGGACACACACAGGGGAGAAACCUUAUGAAUGCUCAGAGUGUGGAAAGAGAUUCAGUCAGAGUGGCAAUCUUCAAUGUCAUCAGAGAACCCACACAGGAGAGAAGCCUUUUGAAUGCUUGGAGUGUGGAAAGAGAUAUAGUAUAAGUGGCAGUCUUAAAUAUCAUCAGAGAACCCACAGAGGGGAGAAGCCUUUUGAAUGCUCAGAGUGUGGAAAGGGAUUCUUGUGCAGUGGCAAUCUUCAAAAGCAUCAGAGAACCCACACAGGGGAGAAGCCUUUUGAAUGCUUGGAGUGUGGAAAGAGACUUCGUACAAGCGGCAGUCUUCAAUAUCAUCAGAGAACCCACACAGGGGAGAAGCCUUUUGAAUGCUCAGAGUGUGGAAAGAGAUUCAGUCAGAGUGGCAAUCUUCAAAAUCAUCAGAGAACCCACGCAGGAGAGAAGCCUUUUGAAUGCUCAGUGUGUGGGAAAAGAUUCAGUUGGAGUGGCAAUCUUCAAUAUCAUCAGACAAUCCACACAGGGGAGAAGCCUUUUGAAUGCUUGGAGUAGUGUGGAAAGAGAUUCAAUCGAAAUGGCCAUCUUGAAACGCAUCAGAGAACCCACACAGGGGAGAAGCCUUUUGAAUGCUGGGAGUGUGGAAAGAGAUUUAGUGCAAGUUAUGCUCUUCAAAAACAUCAGAGAAUCCACACAGGCAAGAAGCCUUUUGAAUGCUUGGAGUGUGGAAAGAGAUUUAUUACGAGUGGCAGUCUUCAGUAUCAUCAGAGAACCCACACAGGGGAGAAGCCUUUUCAAUGCUCAGAGUGUGGAAAGAGAUUCAGUACGAGUGGCAGUCUUCAGUAUCAUCAGAGAACCCAUACAGGGGAGAAGCCUUUUAAAUGCUCAGAGUGUGGAAAGAGAUUCAGUAAGAGUGGCAGUCUUCAAAGGCAUCAGAGAAUUCACACAGGGGAGAAGCCUUUUCAAUGCUCAGAGUGUGGAAAGAGAUUCAGUACGAGUGGCAAUCUUCAGUAUCAUCAGAGAACCCACACAGGGGAGAAGCCUUUUCAAUGCUCAGAGUGUGGAAAGAGAUUCAGUACGAGUGGCGAUCUUCAAAAGCAUCAGAGAACCCACACAGGGGAGAAGCCUUUUGAAUGCUUGGAGUGUGGAAAGGGAUUUAUGUGGAAUGGCAGUCUUCAAAAGCAUCAGAGUAUCCACACAGGAGAGAAGCCUUUUGAAUGCUCAGAGUGUGGAAAGAAAUUCAUUCAGCAUGGCAGUCUUCAGUAUCAUCAGAAAACCCACACAGGGGAGAAGCCUUUUGAAUGCUUGGAGUGUGGAAAGAGAUUCAUGUGGAGUGGCAGUCUUCAAGAGCAUCAGAGAAUCCACACAGGAGAGAAGCCUUUUAAAUGCUCAGUGUGUGGAAAGAGAUUCAGUCAGAGUGGCAAUCUUCAAAAGCAUCAGAGAACCCAUACAGGAGAGAAGCCUUUUGAAUGCUCAGUGUGUGGAAAGAGAUUCAAUGAGAAUGGCAGUCUUCAAUAUCAUCAGAAAACCCACACAGGGGAGAAGCCUUUUGAAUGCUUGGAGUGUGGAAAGAGAUUUAGUACGAGUGGCAGUCUUAAAAAGCAUCAUAAAACCCACACAGGGGAGAAGCCCUUUGAAUGCUCAGUGUGUGGAAAGAGAUUCAGUCAGAGUGGCAAUCUUAAAUAUCAUCAGAAAACCCACACAGGGGAGAAGCCUUUUGAAUGUUUGGAGUGUGGAAAGAGA
Messenger RNA from Heteronotia binoei (common prickly gecko), 4211 nucleotides. RefSeq names its product zinc finger protein 208-like. The annotation marks the transcript as partial. The transcript has 7 exons. NCBI's taxonomy places the organism in Eukaryota, Metazoa, Chordata, Lepidosauria, Squamata, Gekkonidae. The record is from RefSeq and is a predicted model, not a curated record.